CCUCUCGUACUUCUGGGAUGGAAGACCCGGUGGAGCUGCUGUUAUAUUCUCCCACAGCUAGAGCCCUGACUAGGGGUCACUUGAGAGAGCAGCCGGCAAUGUAAAGCUAGCUCCCAGGCAAAAAAAAGACUGAUUUUUUGUAGAAAGAGGAGGGGGGCUGGAGGAGUGGCCAAGGGGAGGAAGCGUAGAGCGCCAGCAGCUAAUCACAGACAGCUGAGGAGGAACAGAGUGAAAGACUUUAGAGGCUGCGUUCAGGGAACACCAAAAAGGAAAAGGAGAGCAGGCCGUUCACCAUGAGCAACUACGAGAAGCUGAAAGAGGACCCCAUCACUCAGGAUCCACCUCCUUACUCUGACAAAGACUCACAACCAACUAAAGACCCUAAGCCAACUAAAUCUCUUUCUGGAUCAGAACCCCAUUGCAUGGGCUGGCCCUCUAACCCUGUGCCAUCCCAGUACCAACAUUAUGUUGCAGCUGGUACAGGAUCCCACCAAGUUUCGAUCCUUCAACCUCCGCAGGCCACCAUCAUCAUUCGUGGUCCACCUGCCAAUGAGCCUGAUUACUUGGCCUACUCUAUCUGUACCAUGCUUUGCUGCUGCCUCCCCCUAGGCAUUGCUGCCUUGGUUUACUCUAUCAAGACCCAAGAAGGGAACUUUAAUGGAGAUGUGAUAUCUGCCAAGCGAAACUCCAGGAUGGCUCGCAUCUUGAACCACACAGCCCUCGGAGUGGGGUGCUUCUGUGUCGUUAUGUAUAUCAUCAUAAUUGCAACUUUGUAUUGGCAACUGAAAAACCAGCACCCACUUGACUGAGGAUUCACUGCACAGCCUCCACAUUGCGAAAGACCUCCCCACGGUUGCACUACCAAGAAGAAGGCCUGGUUGGAUGCUGUGCUUUAUGAAUCAUUCCAUAGCAGGAAGUGCUAAAGGACUGAAUCACACGUACAGGCUUAUCACAUGAUUUCUGUUUAUUUUACUUGAUGACCAAUAAUGGGAUGUGUGUUCAAAGCAUUGUCCCUAAGCUGACAUCAAGUGCUCUUGGAAGUUCUACCUAGGGGGGAAAUUGUAAUAUCCUAUACUCUGCCAUAUAUUUCUAUACACAUUAUAAUUUUUUAAAAACAAGGAUUGGUUUUAUAAGAGAUUCUGAAAAAUAAAAUGUUAUGAAACAGGAUCUGGCGGCAAUAUGCAUGCUCCAUUUACAAUUAUAGAUCAGAGAUGGGAAAAUACAGACAUAAUAUAAAGCCAAAAUAUACCUUUGGUAUGUGAAUGUGUGGAAGUGAGUGACUAGAACUGUUUAUUACAUAGGGGUAAUGGUUAAACAGAGACGCGGCUGGCACUGUGGUCUGAACCACAGAGCCUAGGGGCUUGCUGAUCAGAAGGUCGGCGGUUCGAAUCCCUGCAACGGGGUGAGCUCCCAUUGCUCGGUCCCUGCUCCUGCCAACCUAGCAGUUUGAAAGCACGUCAAAGUGCAAGUAGAUAAAAAGGUACCGCUCCGGCAGGAAGGUAAACAGCGUUUCUGUGCACUGCUCUGGUUCGCCAGAAGCGGCUUAGUCAUGCUGGCCACAUGACCCGGAAGCUGUACACCGGCUCCCUCGGCCAGUAAUGCGAGAUGAGCGCCGCAACCCCAGAGUUGUCCGUGACUGGACCUAAUGGUCAGGGGUCCCUUUACAUUUACCUAAUGGUUAAGCAAGGCACAGUUGUGAAACAGGAACCCUAUUCUACCAAAGCAAAGGAAUAAAAAUAUUCAAAUGUUCUACACAUCUUCUUUUUUUGACAUCUUUAUUGAAAGUUCAAAAAGUACAUAAUUAUAUGUGUACUAAACAUUGUGAGACAUAAAUAAAAGAGAGAGAAAGAAAAAGAGAAACAGAACCUGUGUAGAAGGGAAAACACAGCUGGGGGGGGGGCAAUGCUGUAUACUUUACAAGGUUGUUAUUGUACUUCACCAGAUCUUAACCUAUUACAGUAUUUGUAAGAAUGGAUUCCAGAUAUCAUUGAUUCAAUCUUAUGCAACAAAAAAAAACAGCCAUCAAAAUAUAUGAAUCUUUGUUAUUAGCAAACCAAUUUGAUAUAAAGGUACUGAGGGUGGAUUGGAAUAAAGAUUUAGAGAUCCCCAUUUCGACCCACAGUGGGAAACUGUUUUAACUGCUGUAACAAGGCUGUCUCUGGACCUUAGAUUGAGGCUCAUACAACAAAAAAUAAUAUUUAGAAUAUACUGGACCCCAUUACGUUUGUUUAAAAAAAGACUAUCUAAUGUAUCUAACUGUUGGAGAUGAAUAGGAUAAUGCUUCUCUAAAACAUACGUUUUUUCAUUGUCUUAUAUUGAAAGAUUUUUUGGCAGAAGGUAAUUGAAACUAUCAACAGAACUGUACAGAACAACCUUACAUUUACAGAGCAAAAUAUCCUCUUGAAUUAUAUAGCCAGCACAUGCAACCUUACAAAAAGACAAUACGAGUGGACUCUCCAUGCCCUUACCACAGUAAAAAGACUGAUACUGAUGAAUUGGAAAAAUAAAAAUGCGACUCCCUUCUACGAUUGGAUUGAAGACUUAUACAAACUUGCAACAUAUAAACAACUUGCAUUACAAAGUUACAGGUAGGUUGGUCUGACGUAGUCAAAACAAAAUAAAAAAAAUCCUCCCAGUAGCACCUUAGAGACCAACUAGUCUCUUAAGGUGCUACUGGCAGGAGUUUUUUUUAUUUUGCAUUACAAACGCAGACUUGCCAUGGACAAAUGCUCUACACUUAGCAAGCGACAGACAUCAGGAGUGAUUCCUUUCAGAUACACAAACAUUCCAAGUAGGAAUGAUUAGGUUGUAUCCAGUGCUUCCCCUACUCAGAGUAUACUCAUUGAAAUUAAUGGAUAUGACUGACUUAGGUCCAUUCUUUUCAGUGGGGCUACCCUGAGUAGAAUUCAGUUGGAUACCACGCAGAGUCCCAUGGACAAUGGCCAUGUUAGUUGCCCUAGAAUUGGCAACAAUAAAAUAUAACGAUCCAUGCCCAACAAAGUUGGAUUUAGGACAGUGUGACCGCUUCUGCUGCACCGGGCACCACAACUAUGGCAUGGUGAAUUGAGCAGAAUGGAAAGCAAAAGAAGGGAAGCACCAGAUGCUGCUCAGCACUGCUGGGUCUGGUGCCUAAAUUCUCCCAACGUUUCACCAACAGGAGUACAUGCUUAUCAUAACCGUCUUCUCAUCCCACAAAUUCCAGCCCAAGCCCUGCAGAACACAGACAGGGAAGGUGUGGCCUGGGGCCAAACAGUGAGGCCUGGAGCAGGACAUUGGGCACCCAGUCCUGAAGCAGCGCCCCAUCCCUGCCCUAAAGCUAAAGAAAAAAAUGUGCUUUGAACAUUAAUUAGUAAACGCCAUCUAUUCUAUUCUUGCAGUCUUGUGUUUCAAAGGCAAAUACUGCAAUUGUAUGCUGCUUCCGUUCCGGAAAUCGGUUCGACUUCCAAAACCAAAUCAUGGCUUCUGAUUGGCUGCAGGAAGCUCCUGCAGCCAGUCAGAACCGCAGAAGCCUCGUAGAACGUUUGACUUCCAAAAAGAGUUCACAAACCAGAACAGUCACCUCCAGGUUUGCGAUGUUUGGGAGCCAAAAUUUUCGGGAACUAAGCUGUUCGAAAACCAAGGUACAAUUGUACAUAUUUUAUGAUUGGGGUGUAUGCAGUUUUAGGGGCGGGGUCAUUGCCAAUUUCCUUGUUCUCAGCCACUCAUACUUCUGGUUUGGAAGGCGCAGUGGAGCUGCUGUUCUAUUCCAGAGACAGAGCACGGACUAGCAGCCACCUGAGCAGAGCAGCCGGCAAUGUAAAGCC
This is a messenger RNA of Zootoca vivipara (common lizard), 3803 nucleotides long. Its product is annotated as interferon-induced transmembrane protein 1-like. NCBI's taxonomy places the organism in Eukaryota, Metazoa, Chordata, Lepidosauria, Squamata, Lacertidae. Gene Ontology annotation, cellular component: membrane. The record is from RefSeq and is a predicted model, not a curated record.